This is a messenger RNA of Aedes albopictus (Asian tiger mosquito), 1722 nucleotides long. RefSeq names its product probable 26S proteasome non-ATPase regulatory subunit 3 (gene Rpn3). Gene Ontology annotation, biological process: ubiquitin-dependent protein catabolic process; regulation of protein catabolic process. The coding region runs from base 118 to 1599 and encodes 493 amino acids. The record is from RefSeq and is a predicted model, not a curated record. The transcript has a single exon. Lineage: Eukaryota; Metazoa; Arthropoda; Insecta; Diptera; Culicidae. Gene Ontology annotation, cellular component: proteasome regulatory particle, lid subcomplex; proteasome complex. Gene Ontology annotation, molecular function: enzyme regulator activity.
UUGACAGCAGCCAUUCGUUCGUCGUCAAGUUGAAAACACAAAGCGGUCACAGUGCGAAGAAUUUUGUGCAAAAUUUUGUAAAAUCAUCCAGAAUUCCGUGAACCGAACACGUACACCAUGGUUACCCAAGCAGCCGAACCCGCUCCGGCCAUCCAGGAUGUGGAAAUGGAGAGCCCCGAGGAUGUGGAAGCAGCGAAAAAAGACGCCGAAUUGCUGACGGUACAGGAGAUUCGGGAGCACGCAAGGCAGAUUGACAAGGCGGUCGCCAGCAAGGAACCGCGAUUCAUCCUGCGGGUGUUGCGUUCGCUUCCCAACACCCGGAGAAAGCUGAGCUUGGUGGUGGUUCGAUCGCUGGCGGUACAGCUAUUUCCGGCUGGGGCGGAACGCGAGGGAAUUAUGGCAUACAUUGAGGAGUACCCGGAAGGUAUGCAGGAACCGGAGUUGCCCAGACCAAGAGCUGCAAUUAAAAGCCCGCUGCCAGAGGUUGAUGCAUAUUUCCAUUUGCUGUUGUUGGUGAGACUGCUGGAUAAGAACGAGCUGGCAAAGGCGGCCAAGUGUUCCCAAGACUUGAUGGCCAAAAUAGUGGGACAGAACCGGAGGUCUUUGGAUUUGAUCGCCGCUAAGAGCUAUUUCUAUCAUUUGAGAGUGGCCGAGCUGAAUGGAGAUUUGGAGAGCAUCCGGGGAUUCUUGCAUUCAAGACUGAGAACCGCUACGCUGAGGAACGAUUUCGAAGGUCAGGCGGUGUUGAUCAACUGCCUGUUGCGGAACUAUUUGCAUUAUUCGCUUUACGAUCAAGCGGACAAACUGGUCAACAAAUCCGUUUUCCCGGAAACUGCUAGCAACAACGAAUGGGCUCGUUUCCUGUACUAUUUGGGUCGCAUCAAAGCGGCCAAGUUGGAUUACAGCGCCGCUCACAAACAUCUGGUGCAAGCUCUACGCAAGGCACCUCAGCAGGCAGCCGUUGGUUUCCGUCAAACCGUUCAGAAGCUGGUGAUCGUUGUGGAGCUACUGCUGGGAGAUAUUCCGGAGCGCCAGGUAUUCCGCCAGGCCGCUCUUCGUCGUUCCCUUGGCCCCUACUUCCAGCUUACGCAGGCCGUCCGCAUGGGAAACCUGCAGCGCUUCGGAGAAGUUCUGGAAAACUUUGGCGAUCAGUUCCGCCAGGAUCACACCUUCACCUUGAUCAUCCGUCUCCGACACAACGUCAUCAAAACGGCCAUCCGUUCGAUCGGCCUAUCCUACAGCCGGAUCAGCCCCCAAGACAUCGCCCGUAAGCUUGGGCUCGAUUCCCACGAGGAUGCCGAGUUCAUCGUGGCCAAGGCGAUCCGUGACGGAGUCAUCGAGGCCACCCUCGAUCCGGAGAAGGGCUACAUGCGCAGCAAGGAGAGCACCGACAUCUAUUCGACCCGGGAGCCGCAGCUGGCGUUCCACCAGCGUAUAAGCUUCUGUCUGGAUUUGCACAACCAGAGCGUCAAGGCCAUGCGAUAUCCGCCCAAGUCGUACGGCAAGGAGCUGGAAAGUGCCGAGGAGCGUCGCGAACGCGAACAGCAGGACCUGGAACUGGCCAAGGAGAUGGCCGAGGAGGACGAUGACGGUUUCUAAGCAGGGAGGAUGAUGGCGACUGCAGUGCUUCUGUAAGUUGAGCAAGAAUUAUAUACUUAUUGCGUACGUUUGAAUUUACCUAAAUUGAUCAUUGAUAACAAUAAAAAUACAAUAUUAGUGGAA